This is a messenger RNA of Erpetoichthys calabaricus (reedfish), 9124 nucleotides long. RefSeq lists its product as uncharacterized. The transcript is spliced from 30 exons. The record is from RefSeq and is a predicted model, not a curated record. Lineage: Eukaryota; Metazoa; Chordata; Cladistia; Polypteriformes; Polypteridae. Bases 273 to 7868 code for a protein of 2531 amino acids.
GACCGCAGAAGUGACUCGUGCUUGUGGCUCACGGGCGGCAGGGAGAGGACGAGUCACCGUCACGCACUCGAGUAGCCCCGAUGUCGCGCACACGCGUGUGAGGUCACAGAGGGGUGGCACUUGAUUAUUUUUGAUCCUUAGCCGCCCCUCUUUCGGUGCCCCUUUGCCAAGGCGGGAUCGCCGACGCCUUCUUCUUGUUUUUCUUAAUCUGAAAAUGAAAGUGAAAGUCACUUAGCAGCGCCAGCGCUGGGCUCCUCUCGGCUCGACUCGACAUGGCUCUCCUGCAAUGUCCGCUGCUGCUGCUUCUUCUGCUUUGGGCUUCAGGGUCACAGGCCAAAGUCAGCGUCUUCUCAUCGCAGCCAAAUGUGGUUGCCCUGCGGCACACAGAUGUUGUGCUUCCUUGUAGCUUCUCUGUGUCACCGGGCCCUGUAGACACCCAGGGAGUGACCAUCACCUGGAAUCAGUAUGGCUUCUUGGUGGCCAGGUUUGAGAAUGGAGAGGCCACAUCGAGACAAGAGGCCACUCUGUUUGAGCAGAACCUCAGAGAAGGAAACGCCUCGCUGCUCCUGAGAUCCAUCGUGAAGCGAGACGAGGGGCAGUACGAGUGUGAAGUCAACUAUGCGGGUGAGAAAGGGUCAGCCAGCCUGGCUCUGACCAUCCAAGUUCCUCCUGAAGUCGUCUUGCACCCAGAGUUGGUUCAUCUUCUCACUCAGCACUGUGUGACCUGCUCUGCUCAGAACUUCUACCCCAAACAAAUCAACUUCAUUUGGACGAUGAGCGGAGUGACAAAGAUGCCAUUCAACACCACAGAGCCGCAAUUGAACCCUGAUGGCACCUACAACUCGGAGAGCGUCUACUGCUUCACCCCGACCAGCCGGGACGGCCUGACCUGUGAGGUGCACCACGAGGCGCUGAAGGAGCCGCUGAGAAGGUCCAUCACGUACGUGGGACUGACUGGUGGAGAGAUGGCCCUCAUUGUGAUCGCAGUCAUCCUCCUCCUCCUCCUCCUUCUUGCUGUCUUCUGGUUCUUCUCAGUGUCCCUGUCUCCACUCGUCCCCCUCAAACUGGUCCAGGGUGACCUCGGGUCAGUGAAGUGCACCCUCACAGGCUGGAGACUUGGACUGGUCACUCAGCAGUGGUUUAUCAAUGACCACAUCAUACUGGACAAUCAGCAGAGAGACUGUGAGGACGUCACCUCAGUGCCCCUAAAUAGCCCCACUGGUUACCAUCUGAAGACAGACCCUCCUAAGGAAGGCUUCUUUAGGACAGAGACCCCCGUGACCCUGCAGUUUACACCGACACGAGCUGACCACGAGAGGGCAGUGUGCAGGUGUCGUGUCCGUCAUCGGCUCACCCGGAGGAGCGUGGAGCGCACUGUCUCAUUAUCACACAUAUUCAUUCGUCCUCAACUCUCAGACAUCGAGAACGUCUCUCAGGACUCGGACAUCGACGUGAAGCUGCAGGUCAGAGCUGAUGAGUUUCACCCCAAAGACAUCAACUUCACAUGGUCAGUGGGAGGCAGAGAAGUCACCUCAGAGUCAGUGAACCCCCCAGAAAUCACAGAUAACAACAAUGGGACCUUCAGUGCAGUGAGUGUCUGCUCUGUCCCACUGUCUGUGGUCCAGGAGCCUGGGUUCAAGGCCUCGGUGGUCAUUGAGCACGAAUCUGUGGGAAAGGUGGAGAAGAUGGUGACCGGUGACACCCCAGGUAUUGAUGGGCGCCCCCUGCUGUCCGACAUUGAAAUGCUCAGGUUUACUAAGCUGGGUGAGCUCUGCACCCUGAGCUGCACCAUCUCCAGGUUUUUCCCCAAAGCUCUCACAGUGACGUGGCUGAGGGUCCGAGCGGUGGGUGGACAUCAGCCUGUAACUGCAGGGUCACUUGAGUGGAAAGCCACAGUGACCAGCAGCCACCCAGAGAGGAGGAAUAACACGUAUAAGGUGACCUCUGUGGUGCAGUUCACUCCUGACAGUCUUAGUGAAGUGGAGGAGAUGACGUACAUCUGUAGGGUGGGACACGGGACCCUCAUGGAGAACACCAAAGAGAAGAAGUCUGGCAAAUUGGAGUUAGCAGCUGAUAGCAGGCGUCCCAAACUCUCUGAUGUGCAGAUUCACUUCACUGAGUUUCGUCAGCUCUGCACCCUGAACUGCGCCAUCUCGGACUUUUACCCCAAAGACAUCAAUGUGACCUGGAUGAGGAGACGCAAGGGAACACAGAAGACUGUGAAGGCAGAGACACAGGAGUGGGAGUCCGCAGUGAGUCAUUGUGGGCCUGUAUUGAGUGGUAGCAAAUACUCAUUGGUGUCUCAGGCCACAUUCACCCCUAAGACCCUGAGUGACCUGGAGGACAUGGAGUUCAUCUGCAGAGUGGACCACGAGGCUCUGAUGGGGAAACUGAUUGAGAAGAUCUGCUCAGAGAUUCCUGGUCUGCACAAUCGACCCGUCAUGUCAGACAUUCAGGUGACUGAGUUUAAAGGACUCGACCAGCACUGCACCCUGAGCUGCUCCAUCCAGGACUUCUACCCUAAAGACAUCACAGUGACCUGGCAGUGCCACACAGCAGGAAAGAGGGGACCAGACAUCAGGACUUUACAGUGUGACCCUCAGAGAGGAGAACGGAGCUACUGGCUGCAGUCUAAGGCCAUCUUCACCCCCAGAUCUCUGAGUGACCUGGAGGAUGUGAAGUACAUCUGUAUGGUGAAACACGAGACUCUGAGAAGGGGCACCAUGGAGAGGAGCAGUGAGAAGCUGAACAUACCUGCUCUGCGGCGCCCCCCGACUGUGUCAGACAUACAGGUGACUGAGUUUAAAGGACUUGGCCAGCCCUGCACCCUGAGCUGCUCCAUCCAGGACUUCUACCCUAAAGACAUCACAGUGACCUGGCACUGCCACACGGCAGGAAAGAGGGGACCAGACAUCAGGACUUUACUGUGUGACCCUCAGAGAGGAGAACGGAGCUACCAGCUGGAGUCUAAGGCCAUCUUCACCCCCAGAACUCUGAGUGACCUGGAGGAUGUGAAGUACAUCUGUGUGGUGAAACACAAGACUCUGAGAGGGGACACCAUGGAGAGGAGCAGUGAGAAGCUGAACAUACCUGGUCUGUUGCGUCCCCCCACUUUGUCAGACAUGCAGAUUCUCAGGUGGGACGGUCUCGGCAAAUCCUGCAUGCUGAGCUGCUCCAUCCAGGACUUCUACCCCAAAGAGAUUGAGGUGACCUGGCUGAGGAGGGACACGAUGAAGGACAGUGAGGUCACUGCGGGGACUAAAGAGUGGCAGGCCGAGGUCAGGACAUCAGAACUAAGACAGGAAGACCUGAGCUACAGAGUGGACAGUGAGGUCACAUUCAUCCCCAAGACACUGCUUGACGUGGAUGACGUGGAGUACGUCUGCAGGGUGACACACAAGAGCCAGCAGGUGACAAUCGUGGAGAAGACUUCUGGGAAGCUGCUGUCCACAGCUCUGCGGUGCCCCCCGACUGUGUCAGACAUACAGGUGACUGAGUUUAAGGACUUUGGUGAGCCCUGCACCCUGAGCUGCUCCAUCCUGAACUUCUACCCCAAGGACAUCAAGGUGACUUGGCUACGGGUCAGUGGGGAAGGACAGAAAGAAAUCCGAGCCCACCCAGUGACCCCAGUGAGAGGGGACAGGGGCUACAGAGUGGAGGCUGUGGCUGAAUUCACCCCACGGACUCUGAGUGACCUGCUGGACUCGGACUGUGUGUGUGUUGUGCAUCACGAGGCCUCAGAUAAACCUGUGGAGAGAUAUCUUGUGAGGGGAUUAUUAAAAGGUUUUGCUCGUGAGCCCACCGUCUCAGAUGUGCAGGUCCACUUCACUGAAUUUGGUCAGCGCUGUACCCUCACCUGCGUCAUCUCAGGCUUUUACCCCAAAGAGAUCAAUGUCACCUGGAUGAGGAGACAGAAGGGAACACAAAAGACAGUUCAGGCUGGGAGAGGGAACUGGAAACCCACCAUAAGUCAGAAUGGGCCGUCACUAACAGAUACUGGGUACUUACUGGUGUGUCAGGCUGAAUUCACCCCUCAGACCCUCAGUGACGUGGAGGACAUGAAGUUCAUCUGCAGAGUGGAGCACAAGUCCAUGAUGAAGACGCCUGUUGAGAGGAGCUGCUCUGUCAUUGCAGCUCUGCGGUGCCCCCCGACUGUGUCAGACAUACAGGUGACUGAGUUUAAAGGACUUGGCCAGCCCUGCACCCUGAGCUGCUCCAUCCAGGACUUCUACCCUAAAGACAUCACAGUGACCUGGGACUGCCACACGGCAGGAAAGAGGGGACCAGACAUCAGGACUUUACAGUGUGACCCUCAGAGAGGAAAAAGGAGAUACCAGCUGGAGUCUAAGGCCAUCUUCACCCCCAGAACUCUGAGUGACCUGGAGGAUGUGAAGUACAUCUGUGUGGUGAAACACGAGACUCUGAGAGGGGACACCAUGGAGAGGAGCAGUGAGAAGCUGAACAUACCUGGUAUGUUGCGUCCCCCCACUUUGUCAGACAUGCAGAUUCUCAGGUGGGACAGUCUCGGCAAAUACUGCAUGCUGAGCUGCUCCAUCCAGGACUUCUACCCCAAAGAGAUUGAGGUGACCUGGCUGAGGAGGGACACGAUGAAGGACAGUGAGGUCACUGCGGGGACUAAAGAGUGGCAGGCCAAGGUUAGGACAUCAGAACUAAAACAGGAAGACCUGAGCUACAGAGUGGACAGUGAGGUCACAUUCAUCCCCAAGACGUUGUGUGACGUGGAUGACAUGGAGUACGUCUGCAGGGUGACACACAAGAGCCAGCAGGUGACGAUCAUCAAGAAGACUUCUGGGAAGCUGCUGUCCACAGCUCUGCGGUGCCCCCCGACUGUGUCAGACAUACAGGUGACUGACUUCAAAGGCCUUGGUGACCCCUUCACCCUGAGCUGCUCCAUCCAGAAAUUCUACCCCAAGGACAUCAAGGUGACUUGGCUACGGGUCAGUGGGGAUGGACAGAAAGAAAUCCGAGCCCACCCAGUGACCCCAGUGAGAGAGGACAGGGGCUACGGAGUGGAGGCUGUGGCUGAAUUCACCCCACGGACUCUGAGUGACCUGCUGGACUCGGACUGUGUGUGUGUUGUGCAUCACGAGGCCUCAGAUAAACCUGUGGAGAGAUAUCUUGGCAAAGAGUUAUUAAAAGGUUUUGCUCGUGAGCCCACCGUCUCAGAUGUGCAGGUCCACUUCACUGAAUUUGGUCAGCGCUGUACCCUCACCUGUGUCAUCUCAGGCUUUUACCCCAAAGAGAUCAAAGUCACCUGGAUGAGGAGACAGAAGGGAACACAAAAGACACAUCAGACACGUACAGGGGACUGGAAACCCACCAUAAGUCAGUAUGGGCCGUCAGUAACAGAUACUGGGUACUCAAUGCUGUGUCAGGCUGAAUUCACCCCUCAGACACUCAGUGACGUGGAGGACAUGGAGUUCAUCUGCAGAGUGGAGCACAAGUCCAUGAAGACGCCUAUUGAGAGGAGCUGCUCUGUCAUUGCAGGGUCACGGGCAGAAGUCAACGUCUUCACGUCAGAGCUAAGUUUGAUCGCCCAGCGCUACUCGGAUAUCCUACUUCCUUGUACCUUCUCUGUCCCUCGGGGUCCCAUUGGCCUCAAACAGCUGACCGUCUCCUGGACUCAGUACGGCAUCUUUGUUGCCAAGUUUGAGAAUGGAGAGGCCUUGGCAAGACAAGACGCCAGGCUGUUUGAAGCAAAUCUCAGUCAAGGAAACGCCUCCCUGCUGCUGAAAUCAGUUGUGAAGCGAGAUGAGGGUCUGUACAAGUGUGAGGUCAGCCAUGCUGGUGAGGAAGGAGCAGCCCACCUGGCUCUGACCAUCCAAGUUCCACCUGAGGUCCUCUUACUCCCAGAGUCCAUUCACCUGCUCACUGAGCACCAUUUGACCUGCUCUGCCAAGAACUUCUAUCCCAAAAACAUCAGCUUCAUUUGGACAGUGAAUGGAGUGGCUGUUCCACCCUUCAACACCACAAAGCCCAGCUUGAACCCUGAUGGCACCUACAACUCCGAGAGCAUCUACUGCUUCAUGCCCAUCAGCCGGGACGGCCUGACCUGUGAGGUGCAGCAUGAGGCGCUGGAGGAGCCGCUGAGGAGAUCCGUCACGUAUGCAGGACUCAGUGCUGCGGAGGUGGCCCUCAUCGUGAUCACUGCCAUUGUCCUUGUCCUUCUCGCUCUCUUCUGGUUCUUCUCAGUGUUCCUGUCACCUUUAGUCCCACUCAAGCUGGUCCAGGGUGACCUCGGGUCAGUGAAGUGCACCUUGGUAGGAUGCAGACUUGGACUGGUCACUCAGCAGUGGUUUAUUAAGGACCAGCAGAUCAAACUGGACAGUCAGCAGGGAGACUGUGAGGAUGGGGUCUCCUUACUCCUAAAUAGCCCCUCUGCUUACCGUCUGAAGACAGACCCUCCUAAGAUAGACCUCUUUUGGACAGUGACCCCUCUGACCCUGCAGUUUACACCGAGCCAAGCAGCCCAUGAGGGGGCAGUGUGCAGGUGUCGUGUCCGUCAUCUGCUCACCCGGAGGAGUAUGGAGCGCAUUGUCACAUUACGGCCGAUAUUCAUUCAUCCUCAACUCUCAAACAUUGAGAACGUCUCUCAGAAGUUCAGCAAAGAUGUGAAGCUGCAGAUCAGAGCAGAGGAGUUCUACCCUCGGGACAUCAACUUCACGUGGACAGUGGGAGGACAGAGUGUGGCCUCGGAGUUACUGGACGUCACCAAAAACAUCAAUGAGACCUUCAGCACUCGGAGCAUCUGCACUGUGCCCCUCGCUAAGGUCAGGGAGCCAGGGUUCAAGGCCUCAGUGGUCAUCGAACAUGAAUCUGUGGGAAAGCUGGAGAAGACAGUCACCGAUGGCAGCCUAGGUAUCGGUGAGCGCCCCAAUUUGUCAAACAUUAAAAUGCUCAAGUUUUCAAAGGUGGGUGAGCCCUGCACCCUGGGCUGCACCAUCUCUGACUUCUUCCCCAGUGGUCUCACAGUCACCUGGCUGAGGGUCAGAGCACAGGGUGGACAUCGGCCUGUAACUGCAGGGUCUGCUGAGUGGAGAGCCACAGUGACGACACCCAGGCCUGAGAUGAAGAACAGCAACUUUGAGGUGACCUCGGAGGGCCAGUUCACUCCUGAAAGUGCCAGUGAGUUGGAGGAGAUGACGUACAUUUGCAGGGUGGAACAUGUGGCCCUUGAGGAGAAAACCACCGAGACAAAGUCCGGCAGAUUGGAGCUAACAGCUAAGCGUCGUCCGCAGCUCUCCGAUGUGAAGGUUCACUUCACUCGCUUUGGUGAGCCCUGCACUCUGACCUGCAUCGUGUCAGACUUUUACCCCAAAAAGAUUGUGGUGACCUGGAUGAGGAGACAGAAGGGGACACAGAGGACAGUUCCGGCUGGCUCAAGAGACUGGAAGACCACCGUGAGUCAAUAUGGGCCAUCGUUAAAAGACAACACAUACACAGUGGUGUCUCAGGCCACAUUCACACCUCACACCCUCAACGACUUGGAGGACAUGGAGUUCAUCUGUCGAGUGGAACACGAGGGUCUCGAGGGGACAGCCAUUGGGAGGAGCUGCUCAGUGAUUCCUGGUCUGCAGAGUCGGCCCGUCAUGUUGGACAUCCGGGUCACCGAAUUUAAAGGAUUUGGUCAACCCUGCACUCUUAGCUGCUCCAUCCAGGACUUCUACCCCAAAGGCAUCAAGGUGACCUGGGAGCGGGAAGGGGACAAAGGACCAGACAUCAAGACUUUACCUUGCGUCCCCAAGAGAGGAGAGUGCAGCUACCACCUGGAAUCUCUGGUCACCUUCAUCCCUCAGACUCUGAGUGACCUGGAGGAGGUGCAGUACGUCUGUAAGGUUCAACAUUAAACUCUGCAUGACAAGAUCAUUGGAAAGUCGAGCGGAAAGCUGGUGAAGCCAGGCCUGACUGGAGCCAAAGAAGAGGGAAACAAAGAAAACCCCUCAGGUAAAAGCUCCUGGCCUACACACUACUACCCACAAGGGUGGAAGCGGUAAGGAGUCCCAAGAACACAAAGUGGUCCAAAACUGAACCCUGCUUACCAGUGUGUGGCAGUGGGACUGAAGGCACACAGAAUACUAAAGAGGCAGCCAGCCUGCAGUUCCUCUUCUCUCCACUGGGGGUCACUCAUCAACAGAUGGCUGACCUGCCCUGCUCUCCAACCUGCUGUAAUGACCUGUGGCUCCACAGAGUAUCGCUGGCCCAGUGUCUACCAGUGCGUCAUCCUAAAUUAUGUUCAAGAUGGUUGGGGAGAGAAUCUUCAUCCUCAUCUCCUCCUUUUCCUCACCUUUGUGAAAUUUCCUGCAUAACAAAGCCAAGAAGACUGAAGCCAACUGACCUCUGCAGAUGUGUCCAGCUUCUGUCCGGUGCCAUUACUUGUCAUUCAACCUGGAAAAUAAAACAACCAGCAGAACCCAUAAAACAGUGACAGUUCUGUGGCCACUAAUGGGUGCCCCUCUACCUCUGUGGACCCCACUGGCUUUACAUUGACCUGAGCGCCUCUUAGUGGAUUUACAAGAAUGGCCGAGGUUCUGGUGCUGUCCGUAGCGAGGCUGACCACCUGAGAUAAGGAGACAAACUGAGAAAGAAGUUUCAGUCAGUAAGUCUGCACCAGUGGAGCAUUCUGGUCACUGGGCAGUAACUGGACCCUCUAGACUGAGGAGAGGUUUGGUGUCAGCGGUGGGAUCUCAGCUUGCAGGCUGCUGGUGCCCACUACUGUUCUAUAGUGUCACCUAACUGUCAUUCUGCUUUGUUCUGAUGGCUGUUUUACUUUAUUAAUCAUCAGGGUGACAACUUAGAGGCGCUGAGGCGGCUUUGCUCGGCACUUUAUUGGCUUUGCUAACAUUUCAUUAGUCUUUGUUAGUAGGCUUCUAUGACUGCCAAUGUUCUUCUGAUGUCUCAGAUAAUGUGCUGCUGAUAUUUAAAAUGUUUGAUCGUUUUGUGCUCAUUCAGAUUUCACUUUCCGUAUUAGUGGGCUGCUCAUGUACUGCGGCUUCUUCUUUUAAUGGCACUCAGAGUCUGGCGCAUACAAGGCCUUUCAUGUCUCCUGGUGUGCGUUUGUGUGAAGAACAUUACUCUUCUAUUCAUUGUGUACAUAUGUAUAAUC